Molecule: messenger RNA, 1582 nt
Organism: Anolis carolinensis (green anole)
Lineage: Eukaryota; Metazoa; Chordata; Lepidosauria; Squamata; Anolidae
Exons: 3
Coding region: 291-968 (225 amino acids)
Biological process (GO): neuropeptide signaling pathway
Source: RefSeq, a predicted model, not a curated record
UUGUAAAAUCAACCUAAUUUGAUGUUUAAUAGACUUUUCCUUAAUCCCUCCUUAUCAUCCAAGUUAUUCGCUUAUCCAAGCUUCUGCUGGCCCGUUUAGCUUGGAUAAGUGAGACUCUACUGUAAUAACAACUACAUUAGGAUAAUACGAUCAAUAUUAUAUGUGCAUACAAUAUAUUAUGCACAUACUAUUAUAUUGCAUUAGGAUAAUACGAUCAAUAUUACACGUGCAUACACUAUAUUAUGCAUGUACUAUAGUUUGUCCUAUUGUGUUUCUCCAUCAGCUUCCCUAUGUGGCAUGCUGAGAAAACACUUUUCCUCUGGGUGGAUCUUUUCCUAAAGGGAGGGAGGAAGGGGCUGCACCCUUGGGGUGGUCUGCAAACUAGAAAGAAGGGCGUCGCUUGUGCCUUCAUCCCCCCCACCCAAAAAAUAGAGAAAUCCCCGCCCAGAAAGCAAAGCUAUUUAAACCAGAGUUGGAGAAGCAAAGAAGUGGACUUGCCAAGGAGCUCAAAGGAGAGCAGCGCAAGAGCUCCACCUGGCGUUCACAGCGGGAAUUACAGGGCGUCCUUUCCAUCCAUGGCGAAGGCAGGAUUUCUGGUUCUCCAAGCUGCCAGCUUGUCCUGUCUGCUUCUCUUAGCCAGCAGCGCCCUCCCACCAUCCGUGGGGGGCAAGAGGGACGGGCCUUUCCGCCUCAGGGAACACCUGUGGGCCACAGGGCACUUUAUGGGUAAGAAGAGCAACCUGGGCCCUUUGUCUCAUUUGUGGUCUCCGUCGAUGAAGCAUCCAGAGCCCGAUAAUAUCCCCGAAGCUUCGAAAUCGGUGUUGGAAGACGGGACGGAGCGAUUGAGACGGGAACUUCUUACUCUUCUCCUGCAGUGGAGCCUGGCGGAGGAGAACCAGGAGCAGAAGAAGGAGCCCAAGGAACAGGAGAUCUCUCCGUUGAGGAAGCUGCUUGCAAAAUACAUUUAAAGCCAAUGAGUUGUUGACAACGCCAUCGCCGACCAGGAGUUCUUGAAGACCCUUCCAGUCGAGAAGACAACAAGGGCUGAGAUGUUGAGUUUCAAACCAGCCACGGCCUUCCUAAUCUCGAUGACUUCUCCAAAGGCUUCCUUUGGGGUGGAAAGGUGAAUAAAGUCCCCGCCAUGCUUUGCGCAGCCGAAAUCAGUCUUUUUAAGUUGGUUUUGAACUGAAUCGAGGUCUGUUUAGGAACAUAAAAAUCACCUUUUCAGGCAGCCGGUCAUAGAAGGUGUCUCCAAGUCCUAUAUUUUGUAUAUAGCUUCCAAGAAAGUUUAUUUAUUUACUAGCUGUGCCCGGCCACGCGUUGCUGUGGCAAAGUUGUGCAAUUUUUAUUUGACUUUAUUUGCAUUUUUUUAAUUAAUUUUAUUGUAAGUUAUAUUUUUAUUUAUUAUAUUUUAUUAUUUCCUUGUAUUAUUUUUAGUUAUUUUCUGUUAUUAUAGUAUUUUAUUGUAUUAAUUUUUAGUGUUUUUUAUUUUUUUUAUUGGGUUGCUAGGAGACCAAGUUGGAGGAGCUUAGCCUUCUAACUGGCAGCAAUUGGAUAAAAGCAAUUAUUCCUCUCUCUCUAA